AUGAAUAAUCCAAGAAGAAAUGAACAAAAUCGAGAUGACGAUUUGGCUAAAAGUCUAAUAAAAAAGUACAGUAUCCUUCAGCAACAGGCACAUAUUUGGACCAGAGUCUCCAAUUUUCUUCUCUACAUUGCCCUCUGUUAUGUUUUCUUUAGCGACUUCCCGUUCGUUUAUAACCGAUUUGUCUCGUUCCUGGUGGUAGUGCUUGUUUCAAUUUUCAUCAAGGAAUAUGCCUAUUUAUGGAAACUGGAAUCUCAAGAAGGCGUUGAAUAUGAAGAGGAUGAGCAGCCGGAAGAAGAAAACUUCCCAGAUCAUAUGGAGAAGAAGAUCGAAGAAAAAUUGAAAAGUGUGGAGAAAGCGGAAUUCAACUCUCUCUUCAUGGGAUGUUUAGUCUCCUCAACUUCGAUUUCCGAUUUGAAUUCUCUACACAAUCCACCGUGCAUUUGGACAUAUCGUGGUUACAAUUUCAAUCAUUUCUUUUAUUAUUGUUUAUGGGGGAUAUUGCUCAUCUGGCCAUGCACGGUUUUUCAAUUGUGCACUGAUUUAGAGGUGAAUGAGAACUGCAAACACCCUGAAGCACAAGAGUACAGUGUCCAAAACGUGAGAAGGAUCCGAAGCAAAAUCAGAGUAUUGCAUACAAUUAUAAAACUAAAGAUCAAAUUCUUCAUUGGAUACUUCUUGCUCUUCGUUAGUUUCAGUAUUCCUAGCUUUAUAUUUUUCACACUGAGAAUGGGAUAUGACAAAUGUGCCAAGCAGGAAUAA
Messenger RNA from Caenorhabditis briggsae, 759 nucleotides. The coding region runs from base 1 to 759 and encodes 252 amino acids. The transcript is spliced from 6 exons. NCBI's taxonomy places the organism in Eukaryota, Metazoa, Nematoda, Chromadorea, Rhabditida, Rhabditidae. The record is from RefSeq and is a predicted model, not a curated record.